GGAAGGGGGCGGAGCCUGGCCGACAAGAUGGCGUCCUCGGCGCUGCUGCGCCCCUGGUCGCGGCUGCUGGCGCCCGCCCGGCUCCUGCGCGGCCCCUCGCGGUCCAAGUUCUACGUGCGGGAGCCGCUGCACGCCCAGCCCAACUGGCCCAAGGUCGUGCUGAGCUUGGCCGUCUCGGGCCUCCUGUGGUUCAAACUUCUCACACGACAUGAAGAAGAUCUUUUAGAGUAUAAAAAAAGAAAUGGAUUAGAAUAAACUUUGGAAAUGCUAAUAUAGGAUGUUACACAUGACUAGCAGUGCCUCUGGAUUCCCCAUCUACUGAGUUGUGAAUGUAAGAGAAGUAAUAUACAAAUAUGUAUCAAGUCAGCAUUUGUGUUUGCAUCAUUAAAUGAAAAAUAAAAAUACUUUAUUCCUCAAA
This is a messenger RNA of Perognathus longimembris pacificus (Pacific pocket mouse), 418 nucleotides long. It is a transcript of the gene Ndufc1, whose product is annotated as NADH:ubiquinone oxidoreductase subunit C1. NCBI's taxonomy places the organism in Eukaryota, Metazoa, Chordata, Mammalia, Rodentia, Heteromyidae. The coding region runs from base 28 to 255 and encodes 75 amino acids. The record is from RefSeq and is a predicted model, not a curated record. The transcript is spliced from 4 exons. Gene Ontology annotation, cellular component: mitochondrion.